AACAAUUCCAUAUAAGCCAUAUAUGUAUUUAAAUGCUGGUUCUUUGCGAAUGCCCUGUAGAAUAGUCGGUGAAGUGUAGUUUGUUCAAAACAAAGAGCGUGCGAUACCGGCCGGAACUUUGGCUUGGUUGAUAGAAUCAUCAUAACAAGACAAGUCCAAAUAUAUAUAUCUAUAAAUUGAUGUCAAAACAAACAUGGCCAUUAUGUAAUGGUCCAAUACUGACUCCAGCUUUUAAGCAUUUUUGAUACACCAACGACGAUACCGAAAGAUGGGCGUGGAUAUGCUGGUGCUUCUGACGGCGGCGGCCCAUCUGGUCUACACGCCCUUUACCAAAGUGGAGGAGAGCUUUAACUUGCAGGCCAUGCAUGACAUUUUGUACUUGCGCAGCAAUUUCACUCAGUAUGAUCACCAUGAGUAUCCUGGCGUAGUACCCCGCACCUUUAUUGGCCCGCUGGUGGUGUCAAUGCUGUCGGCACCAUUUGUGCUGCUCUUCGAGACUCUGAGGCUCAAUAAGUUCUGGGCACAAUAUGUAGUGCGCCUUGUGUUAGCUGGAGCUAUUUCCCUAGCUUGGAACAACCUGCGUCAGGCUGUGACAAAGAUCUACGGGGUGGAGGUGCGUCUGUGGUUCACGGCCAUAACAAUAACGCAGUUUCAUUUCAUGUUCUACAUGACGCGUCCACUGCCCAACAUAUUUGCUCUGCCCAUAGUGCUCUAUGCUAUUGCUUAUUGGAUGCGCGGCCAACAGAAGCCAUUCAUUGUGUGCUCUGGCAUUGCCAUACUGGUCUUCCGAUCGGAGUUGGCCAUUUUUUUGGGACUACUGCUGGCCAUUAACUUACUGCAGCGGCAGCUGUCCAUUGAUAGGCUGUUGAAGAUUGCUUUGCCAGCGGGCGUUUGCAUUUUGGCCGCCUCAGUGCUUGUGGACUCGUUCUUCUGGCGGCGCCUGCUCUGGCCCGAGGGUGAGGUACUAUGGUAUAAUACCAUUCUUAAUAAGAGCUCAAACUGGGGCACGUCACCGUUCCUUUGGUACUUCUACUCGGCCCUGCCUCGGGCUAUGGGAGCAUCGUUAUUAUUUGUGCCAAUCGGUUGUGUCCUAGAGCCCAGAAUUCGUCCCUUGGCUUUGUCAGCGCUGGCCUUUGUACUGCUCUACUCUGUACUUCCCCACAAAGAGCUGCGUUUCAUCAUAUAUGUAUUUCCUGUGCUGAACAUAGCCGCAGCUUGCGCCUGCCAACGCAUAUGGAUGAACUGUGCCAAGUCGACGUGGCAUAGCUGCCUGGCUUUGGGGUCCGUCGGUCAUCUUCUACUAAAUGUCUUUGUGACCGUGUUUUUGCUUGUCAUUUCGGGAACAAACUAUCCGGGCGGAGCGGCCCUGUCUCGGCUGCAUCGCUUGGAGAGCGCAACCCCUAAUGUGUCGGUACACAUUGCCAACUUGGCUGCCCAAAGUGGAGUGUCCCGUUUCAUGGAAAUUCGUGAUGAAUGGACCUACAGCAAGGAUGAGUCUAUGAAUUACACCCAAGCUGAAAUAGCCAGAUAUACCCAUCUUUUGGUGGAAGCCAAAAACAAGCAUAACACGGAGCUAUGGUCAUCGCUGCAGGAUGAUUUCGACACCUUGGAGUUUGUCGAUUGCUUCAACAGCAUCGGCAUACAAUACAAUUCCCUGUUGCCGGUUCGAGUUAAGACAAAGCCUUGCAUAGGCAUCCUCAAGAAACGGGCAACGACGCCGCCGGCAAUACUGAAAGAGAAAACCAAAACAAAAGUAAAAAAGACAAAAGUGCUGGAGCCUAAACCAGUAACAGCAGAUCCAGUGCCUACAGUGGAGAUCCCCAAGGAAAAUAAAGUGCCUGAAGCCAAGGAGGACCAGUUUCUAGAUCUGGAUGAUGAUGACGGCAUUGUGGCGACUGUGGAAGAGACCUCCAUUGAGCUCAAUGCCAACAUUGAUCCUGAGGUUGACGCACCCGAUGCUCCAACUAAGGAGAUCAAUUUUCUGGAACUACGAAACCUGGCCCUGGGACAAGCCUCGCGAACAUCGCGGGCGGCAACCAAGCUGAAGAUACGCCAGAUUAUCGAGCAGCACUAUCGCGCCAAGGGCAAGGAUAUCGAAAACGACUCCUCGGAGACGACGCCAAAGACCACAGGUGCCACUGGCGGGCGACCAGGAAUAAGACAGUCUGUAAAAUCAAUAAUUAAGCAGGAAAAAAUCAAAGAGAUGAUUGAGCAGAUUGCAACAAUGGACCUCACGCGCAUCUGCGAUUUGGAAAAGACGUCAACGAAGGACUGUUUAAAACAGGUAAUAGACAAAAUAGACGACGAGAACACGAAAACCAAAUGAUCGACGAUCGUGCUGUAAUAGAUCUAAAUAAAAGUUUAUAAUUGUGUGUGUUGGACUUAUAAAAAAUAAAAAGUUAAAUCUUAAUUCAAAA
Messenger RNA from Drosophila persimilis, 2417 nucleotides. It is a transcript of the gene Alg12, whose product is annotated as probable Dol-P-Man:Man(7)GlcNAc(2)-PP-Dol alpha-1,6-mannosyltransferase. Gene Ontology annotation, molecular function: alpha-1,6-mannosyltransferase activity. Gene Ontology annotation, biological process: protein N-linked glycosylation. The record is from RefSeq and is a predicted model, not a curated record. Gene Ontology annotation, cellular component: endoplasmic reticulum membrane. Bases 269 to 2326 code for a protein of 685 amino acids. Lineage: Eukaryota; Metazoa; Arthropoda; Insecta; Diptera; Drosophilidae. The transcript is spliced from 6 exons.